CCCAUGCAAAUUCUCCUUCUCUUGCGUCAUCCGAUCCACGUGACGCUCUAUAAAUUGUUCGGCUCCACAGUGCGCAUGCGCAGAAGCACCGCGGAACCUCACACGCACUGGCAUCAUUUUUACUGCUGAAAGAGGAGUUUAAAGCUGUCACAAAGGUAUCACGAUGAAGCGCAUGCUGACUCACCUGAGCCGCCGGGCCACGCCCACACUGAGCCGUGCCACGCCCACACUGAGCCGUGCCUCUUACUCCAGCAUGCGCUCUUCCUCCACGGCAGCAUCUUCCAUCAAACGUGAAGAGAGGCCGCUCUCAUCAGAGGAGGUGUUUACUCGAGAGGAGCGAUAUGGAGCUCACAACUACCACCCGCUGCCCGUCGCCCUGCAGAGAGGAGAAGGUAUUCACGUGUGGGACGUUGAGGGCCGUCGGUAUUUUGACUUCCUGAGUGCGUACAGUGCUGUGAAUCAGGGUCACUGCCACCCGAAAAUCGUCUCAGCUCUGAUUGAACAGGCCUCUAAACUCACGCUGACCUCCAGAGCUUUCUACAACGACGUGCUGGGAGAAUACGAGGAGUUCAUCACCUCUCUGUUCGGUUACAACAAAGUCCUGCCCAUGAACACAGGUGUUGAAAGCGGAGAGACGGCGUGUAAACUGGCACGCAAGUGGGCUUACAACGUGAAAGGCGUUCCUCAGAACCAGGCCAAGAUCAUCUUUGCUGAGGGGAAUUUCUGGGGUCGUACCUUGGCGGCCAUUUCCAGCUCCACCGACCCCAGCAGCUACGAGGGGUUCGGACCCUUCAUGCCCGGGUUCGAGCUCGUGCCCUACAACGACAUCCCGGCUCUGGAGAAAGCUCUUCAGGACCCUAAUGUUGCUGCAUUCAUGAUGGAGCCCAUCCAGGGGGAAGCAGGUGUUGUGGUACCUGAUCCAGGCUACCUGUGCAAAGUGCGUGAGCUGUGCACCAAAAACAACGUUCUGUUUAUCGCAGAUGAGGUACAGACAGGUUUGGCUCGUACAGGACGCAGGUUGGCUGUAGACCAUGAGGAAGUGCGACCAGAUCUACUGUUGCUGGGAAAAGCUCUGUCUGGAGGGCUGUAUCCUGUGUCUGCAGUGCUGUGUGAUGAUGAGGUGAUGUUGACGAUUAAACCAGGUGAACACGGCUCCACCUACGGAGGAAACCCCCUCGCAUGCAGAGUCGGCAUCGCCGCCCUUCAGGUCAUGGAGGAGGAGAAGCUGGCAGAGAACUCAGAAAAAAUGGGGAAGAUUUUGAGGGCGGAGCUUAACAAGUUGCCCAAAGAGGUUGUAACAGAGGUGCGAGGGAAAGGACUCUUCAACGCCAUCGUCAUCAAGGAGACUAAAAACUAUGACGCCUGGCGAGUGUGUUUGCGUCUCCGUGACAACGGUCUAUUAGCUAAGCCCACUCACGAUCACAUCAUCAGGUUGGCCCCGCCCCUCAUCAUCAAGGAAGACGAGAUCAGGGAGUGUGCAGAAAUCAUCCAGAGAACCAUCUUGUCCUUUUAACAAGCUCUUGGUCAUCAGUAAUAAUUACAUUUUAACCCCAAACUCCUGAGGACAGAUAAAUAAAUACCAGACGAGUGUUUUUAAGUAAUGAAGUGACACGUAGGAAAGAGGCUGUUUAUUUUAGGCUAAGCCUAGUUCUAGUCUCAGACCUUUUAAUUAUAAAUGGACUUGUUUAGUCUAGGACUAAUAUACAGUAGAGAAAAAAAAACUUUUCCCUACUUUUCUUUGGUUUUAUUGAGCAUUAAAUUGCUCAUUAUUAUUUGGGGGGGGGGGAGCAAAAAACAUUAUGAUUAAUCAGCCUAGCUCGUAGUAGCAGGCACUUGAAGGGUUCUGUGUAGACUGUGUUUGUGUGUGUGUGUGUGUGUGUGUGUGUGUGUGUGUGUGUGUGUGUACGUGUUGCUCAUACACCUGACUCAAGUGUUAUAAUACAGAUAAACCAAUUACAGAACAUUUAGCGCUACGAGGCUAACGUGGCUAGCAACGAAUGCAAGUCUCUGACCACCAGUUUAUCCUCCCUGGUGAACGUGUGUGAUGAUUUAGACAUGCAGAUUUAGCACAUGAGGCUAAACUGGUGGCUCUAAGCUCAUAUUAAAACUUCAAACACACGUGUUAGCAUUCGCAGAGACGUGGCAUGUCAUUUCACAUUCAACUAAAGUCUAGACUCCGUUAAUUGUGAUCGAAAUAAACGAUGGGUUUUGCACCGAUCCGUAUUGAAUGUAAUUGGUCACAAACAUAUCAACAAACUGACUAAAGAAAACUCAAGUCAGCUAUAAAACAUCCCACAUAUUAAGAAAUGUACACUAAAUUCUCACGAACAUCCAACAAGGCUACUGUAGCUAACAAGCGCCAGAAGCUAAUAGCUACCAUUUUAGCACAUGGCUGAAGACAGCUUUAUUAUUGAAGUAUUUUUGUCAUAGAACAAUAUUUCUUGGAACCAAUCUUUAGUGUGCGUCUCUGGCUCCUCCCACUCCUAAGUGAAAAGUCUCUCUAGACCGGCGUGUCUUUGUAUCCAUAUAUGGACUGGUGGGUGUGUUUUUGUAUCCAUAUAUGGACAGUUUUGGAACAAUAAGAGUUCUCACUGUAAAAGGUGGAGCCUUCUUUCCAAGAAUGGCAGAGCCGUCAGAGUUCCUUCUGAAGAGGGCGGAGCCUUAAUACUUCUCCCUAGAGGGCGAGUUUCUGAAUGUGAAGGGUGGAGAUUUUGUAGAGGGCGGAGUCUUCGGUGUUCUCUUUGUGGAAGGCGGAGUCUUCAGUGUUCUCUUUUGGGGAGGGCGGAGUCUUCAGUGUUCUCUCUGUAGAGGGCGGAGUCUUCAGUGUUCUCUUUGGGGAAGGCGGAGUCUUCAGUGUUCUCUCUGUAGAGGGCGGAGUCUUCAGUGUUCUCUCUGUAGAGGGCGGAGUCUUCAGUGUUCUCUUUUGGGGAGCGCGGAGUCUUCACUGUUCUCUCUGUAGAGGGCGGAGUCUUCAGUGUUCUCUUUGGGGAAGGCGGAGUCUUCAGUGUUCUCUCUGUAGAGGGCGGAGUCUACACACCUACAUUCCCAUUUAUGGCCUUAAAGGCAGUUUAGUGUGAGCUUUUCUCAUUUGCAUAUUAUUGCCUCUUGACACGCCCAUAUUUCAAGAUCUAAACUACACCAUGGCCGCAUUGCUGAAGUGAAAAAACACGGUAGCUUUUUUGGGUGGAAAUCAACUUGAAGUCAACGUUUACAUGUCUAUGGAGUGGGCGGAGUCAGUCACAGACGCACACUCAUGACAUAAGAAGGUGUGAUUAAUAAAAAUGAACGUUCCAGUUGUCCCAGUUUCACAGUGCUGGGGUAAAUGGAAGAGGUGGAGUGUGUACGUGGAGGUGGAGUGUGUACGUGGAGGUGGAGUGUGAGAAAUGAACCACAAUUUUAAAGUUUUAUGAUGAAAACGUGACACGUGUCACCUGUCCAGGCUCCACCGAGGACAGAGUGCUAAUGCACCAUUUAUACCGAAGAUAUGAUGUAUUUAACAUAGACGAUAUGCUGCAGUGUGUGUGUGUGUGUGUGUGUGUGUGUGUGUGUGUGUGUGUGUGUGUGUGUGUGUCCAAAUUAAAUUCUUUACCUUUUGAUUAUUGUAAUGAAGAAUGUGAAGCGUGCACAGAAUUUUGAAGCUAAGACCAGGUUAAAGCUCUAUCAUUACUGAAAUAAAGCACCUUUGAGCACUAA
Tachysurus fulvidraco (yellow catfish) is the source of this 3693-nucleotide messenger RNA. It is a transcript of the gene oat, whose product is annotated as ornithine aminotransferase. Lineage: Eukaryota; Metazoa; Chordata; Actinopteri; Siluriformes; Bagridae. The coding region runs from base 164 to 1513 and encodes 449 amino acids. Gene Ontology annotation, cellular component: cytoplasm. The record is from RefSeq and is a predicted model, not a curated record. Gene Ontology annotation, molecular function: L-ornithine transaminase activity; identical protein binding; pyridoxal phosphate binding. The transcript is spliced from 10 exons.